This is a messenger RNA of Prionailurus viverrinus (fishing cat), 2253 nucleotides long. RefSeq names its product ANTXR like (gene ANTXRL). Gene Ontology annotation, molecular function: signaling receptor activity. Gene Ontology annotation, cellular component: membrane. The transcript has 17 exons. NCBI's taxonomy places the organism in Eukaryota, Metazoa, Chordata, Mammalia, Carnivora, Felidae. Bases 188 to 1909 code for a protein of 573 amino acids. The record is from RefSeq and is a predicted model, not a curated record.
CGCCCCAGAGCCAGCUGUUUGCCUCUUCCGCCCAAAGGGCAGAUAGCAGGUGCAGGCUUGAAGUGCGCCUUGGGAAAGUGCUGGUGGGAGCCUAAGCCCCAGGGCACAGGCGGAGUCUCCAGAGGCAGCCGCCUGAGGUGACCUGAAGCAGCCAGCAGCCAGCAGCUCCAAGAAGGUGGCCAGGAAAAUGGGGAGCUACGGCCUGGGUGUGCCGGGCCCCGCACUGUUUCUGCUGCUGGUGCUGCGGCCUCCGCUGCUGAAAGCCGGAAGUUUGCGGCACAGUGUCCGGGGCUCCAGAGACUUGCAUGGCCUCGUUCUAAGUGGGAAAAGCCUCCAUAACUACCUCCGCCCAAAGGGGGAAACUGUCCACCACCUCCGCAGCCACUAUUCCCGGGAUAACCCGGAAAAAGAUACAAGGCAAUCCUGCCAGAGCGCAUAUGACCUUUACUUCAUCUUGGAUAAGUCAGGCAGUGUGAACAACAACUGGAUGGACAUUUACAACCUUGUGGAAGAUUUUGUCAAAAAGUUCAAAAACCCGAAACUGCGGAUAUCCUUCAUCACCUACUCCACAGAGGGCCACACCCUCAUGAAACUCACCUCAGAUAAAAAUGAAAUAAGUGAUGGUCUUAAUAAACUUCAGAAUACAGUGCCUACUGGAGCCACAAACAUGCAUGAAGGAUUUAAAAAGGCAAAUGAGCAGAUUGAAAAAGCAAACUCUGGAGAAAACAAAGUUCCUUCCAUGAUUAUCUCCUUGACGGAUGGAACACUGCUACCAGAGUCCUUUGAUGAGACUAAGUACGAAGCUGCAAAGGCUCGGAAAAUGGGGUCAACCGUUUAUGCCAUUGGUGUAAAAGACUAUAGGAAAGACCAGCUGUUGGAAAUUGCAGACAGCCCAGAACACAUGAUUGGAGUGGGCAAUGGAUUUAAGGAACUGAGAAGCAUCGUGGAACCACUCACAAGUAAGGCGUGUAUUGAAAUUACAAAAGUGGAGCCUUUGCAUUUGUGUGCAGGAGAAGACUAUGAAAUUAUGAUUUCUGGAAAAGGAUUUAAUAAUGCAAUAAACAAGGAGGAAGUUAUUUGUAGAUUCCGCUUCAGCAAUGAUAAAUUCUUCGAUAAAAAAGCCACCACUGUGGAUGAUAACACCAUAACAUGCUCAGGAGUAAUGAUACAAAAACCAGACCAGUUGGUCCAUGUGAAAGUUAGCCUGAAUAAUGCCAUCAGCUUCAUCAGGAGUGAUGCUAACAUCACCAGCGACAACUGUAUGAGUUCCAGGAAUAUGCCAUCAGAAGGUGAUGAACCACCCUCUCCAGCUCCUCCUUCUCCAGAAGUCAUGACUCCCCCGGAAAACCUGGCAUCAUUUAUGCCACCUAUCCAACCUAUCUACUUGGUUGUGCUCCUCGCAGCCGUGCUCACAGUCCUGUGUCUUUCCUGCUGCUUCUGGCUAUGCUGUUGCAAAAAGCCCUGCAAGGAGCCACCAGUGCAGAAGAUAGUAAUGGCACCCGUGAGGGAAUGUAUACGGCCCCGCCCAGUGGUGGUCCCUUGUAGGUGCCGAGGAGGCGGGAUAAGACGGAUAGAGGGCAAACUGGACACCUUGUGUGACUUUGUGCAAAGCUGCAACCAGAUCCCAUUGAUGUGGUGUCAGCCCAGGAACGCGAGGAGGUGCCUCAACUUUGCCCGAUUGAGGCCCCCCUGCAUGAAGUAUCCCUGUACCCCAAAGAUCUGCCUUCUACCCUGCACCCCAAAGAUCUGCUUUCCACCCAGCCAGGAGUGCUUCCCCAUCAGCAACUGCUACUCAUGCUGCCAAUGCCCAUCACGCAAGUGUUCCCGGCUUCCCUCCAGGAUGCUGCCACUGAUGGCCCCCUCUUCCCCGGCACUCUGCGGAACCACUCUGUCACUCCCACCCCCAUAGCCCAGCCUCCAUCUCACCAAAACCCCAAGGUUAUUAAGAGCCCUUUGUGCACUGAAUUAGACAUACGUUUUGAGUCUUGGUUUACAGUCAAAGGGAGUUGGAAUUAGUUGCUGAUCAGCAAGAGAAUUUGGUGGGCUUUGCUCCACUGUAUGAGACGAUCUAUACUGCUUCCUUCCAGGACAAAGCACCCUGGUGUCCUGUGGAUGCAGACAUGGAUGUGCCCCAGUCCCCACGGCCCACUCUUCUUCUGUCACCAAGGGCUGGGACACCUGGGAUUUUGGCCAAAUUCCGCUCUUUUUUUUUAAACAUUUUUUUUUUUUCAACGUUUAUUUAUUUUUGGGACA